Pyrus x bretschneideri (Chinese white pear) is the source of this 279-nucleotide messenger RNA. RefSeq lists its product as uncharacterized. Lineage: Eukaryota; Viridiplantae; Streptophyta; Magnoliopsida; Rosales; Rosaceae. The coding region runs from base 1 to 279 and encodes 92 amino acids. The transcript has a single exon. The record is from RefSeq and is a predicted model, not a curated record.
AUGGCAUUGCUCAUGUGUGCUUCUCAUUCGCGUAGCUGGCGACGCCGCUGGAUCGCUUGCACCGAAUUUUUUGACGAUGAUCCUGUUAUCCAACACAUUCAGCCUGGAAACUAUGAUGCAAGUAUGGAUAGUGAUGAGCAGGAAGAGGACCCGGUCUGGCAGAAGAACAUACUCAUGGGUGGAAAGUGCCAGCUACCAGAUUUUUCGGGUGUCAUAAUCUACGACGCUGAGGGGAACAUCGUCAAGCCUGACAAGACUCCUCGUUUAACCUGGAAGUAA